Messenger RNA from Striga asiatica, 483 nucleotides. The record is from the annotation of a GenBank genome assembly. Lineage: Eukaryota; Viridiplantae; Streptophyta; Magnoliopsida; Lamiales; Orobanchaceae.
AUGCUUCUCGUCGAUGAGGUCACUGCCGCUGUCAUCAUCAUCAUCAUCUCUCUUGUACCCCAACCUCGCCACGUGGAUCCUGAUGUUGUCCAGGCGGGCGGUGACGUGGACGUAGCUCUCGAAAUAUUCGACCGCGUAAUCGAACUGGACCACAGCCUCCAGCUGCUGGUGUGCCAGGGCGUAUUUCAGAAGGGCGUCCCGAGCAUUAACUAUUCGGGUCGACCGCAUGGACCUCACGGGGGUGUACGCUUUGAGAAUCCACAGCCCGUGAGUCUCGACCGAGUACGAAAAUCCGAGAUUAAUUUGGGAGAAGGGGGAUUUAGUCUCGAUGUCUCGAAGAACCAACCACUUGGCGAGGACCCGAAUGAGCGGGCGAGGCAGAGCUCCACGUCAGCGCCGGCCGAGAGGAAGAAGUUGGUGAGGACGGGCGCGUGGCGGGACGAGAAGAGGGCGAGAUUGGGGGAGAGAAGGGAGUGGAAGUAG